Molecule: messenger RNA, 558 nt
Organism: Lathyrus oleraceus (garden pea)
Lineage: Eukaryota; Viridiplantae; Streptophyta; Magnoliopsida; Fabales; Fabaceae
Product: NADPH-dependent aldo-keto reductase, chloroplastic-like
Exons: 5
Coding region: 1-558 (185 amino acids)
Molecular function (GO): oxidoreductase activity
Source: RefSeq, a predicted model, not a curated record
AUGUUUAUUGAUGAAACGGUUUAUUAUCGUCACAUUGAUUGUGCUCAAGUUUAUGGCAACGAGAAGGAGAUUGGCUAUGUAUUGAAGAAACUGUUUGAUGAUGGUGUUGUGAAACGUGAAGAUUUGUGGAUUACCUCGAAACUCUGGAAUACCGAUCAUGCUCCGGAAGAUGUACCGCCAGCAUUGGAUAGGACUUUAACAGACUUACAGCUUGAUUAUGUUGAUUUGUAUCUUAUCCACUGGCCUGCUCCGAUGAAGAAAGGAUCAGUAGGUUUCAAGCCUGAAAAUCUUGUGCAACCUAAUAUUGCCAGCACAUGGAGGGCGAUGGAAUCACUUUAUGACUCUGGCAAGGCACGGGAUAUAGGUGUAAGCAAUUUCUCCACCAAGAAGUUGGGGGAUUUGCUGGAGAUUGCUCGCAUUCCACCUGUUGUCAAUCAAGUCGAGUGUCAUCCUUCUUGGAGGCAGGACAAGCUGCAGGAUAUUUGCAAUUCCAAAGGUGUCCACCUCUCUGUGAGUUUUGAAAUCUUGAAUGAUCAUUAUUUUGUUUCUGCAUAUUAA